Tetrahymena thermophila SB210 is the source of this 384-nucleotide messenger RNA. Its product is annotated as protein phosphatase 2A regulatory B subunit, B56 family protein. The transcript is spliced from 3 exons. The record is from RefSeq and is a predicted model, not a curated record. Gene Ontology annotation, cellular component: protein phosphatase type 2A complex. Gene Ontology annotation, molecular function: protein phosphatase regulator activity. Lineage: Eukaryota; Ciliophora; Oligohymenophorea; Hymenostomatida; Tetrahymenidae. Gene Ontology annotation, biological process: signal transduction.
AUGGACAAGUCUUUAGUUUAGUAAUUAGGAAAAAUACAUGAAUAUAGAAAAGUUCCAAAAGAACUGAUAGAAUAAUACAUAAACAAGUUAGAGUUUUGUGGUAGAUACUUCGACUACAAUGAUGAAAAUAAGGAAAUUAAAGAAAAAAACGAUAGGCUUUACUAUUUGUAGCAGAUUUCAGAUUUAUUAUAGGAAAGUAAUGCUUAUCCCGCUCUAGUAUUACCCCACUUCGAGUAGUUAAUGAUUAUGAUUGAAAACAAUAUUUUUAGGCCUUUACCUAUAUAAAAAAAUAGUAAAAAGCCAGAUUUUAACGCAAAAAGGCAGAGAAAAUUCAAUAUAAAUUAUAUUAAUAUGUUAAGCAGUAAAAAUAGUAUGCAUGUAUGA